Molecule: messenger RNA, 462 nt
Organism: Penicillium maclennaniae
Lineage: Eukaryota; Fungi; Ascomycota; Eurotiomycetes; Eurotiales; Aspergillaceae
Exons: 1
Coding region: 1-462 (153 amino acids)
Source: RefSeq, a predicted model, not a curated record
AUGGAUUGCGUAAUCGACCUCGACGAGCUCGAGACUUGUCCACCCGUAUCAUCGCCGCGGGAGGUUGAUGUGGACAUACAAGAUCCCGCGCAGAGCCCCAGCGGGGUGCCAAAAGAUCUUGACGUGCUGUUAGCUGCUGUGCCUUCAGUUGGGCUUGAACCGGAUGCCGAAUUCCAAACUAUGCAAGAGCUAAGUGGAAAUCGUGACGGCCACAGUGAUGUUCCCGUCUUUGCCACUGGACUACAGUCAAACGAUCCCCAUGCCGCACCAACAACUCCCAAUCCCGGCAGCCUUCAUUCUUUCCCAGAAGGCUAUCUUGAGUUCUCUCAUGUGGAGAUUCGGAACUGCCAUCCCUUGGAGAAGACCAAAUCUUCUAUUAGGACCUUGGAAAACACCACCAAUCAGCCGAUUUCGAGUUGUUUUGGCAAGGGGCUUGACCCAACCUAUAUGGGUUUAGGUUAA